Molecule: messenger RNA, 2340 nt
Organism: Botrytis cinerea B05.10
Lineage: Eukaryota; Fungi; Ascomycota; Leotiomycetes; Helotiales; Sclerotiniaceae
Exons: 2
Coding region: 96-2285 (729 amino acids)
Source: RefSeq, a predicted model, not a curated record
GAAACACAAUAUGUAAGUUCGCCUCUUUCAAGUUAAAGAUCGAGUGGGAUACAAGUAUAUUCAUUUCAAUUUUCUUUCCAUUUCAUCCAGCAAACAUGACAAUUCCGAUUACGAAUAUUCCUAUGGAUGAGUCCACCGCUCGAAGCGACGAGAAAGAAGCAAAUGGCACCAGUCAACCCUUCACAAACGAGAAAGGCGUCGAUGGACCACUCCUCUUAGCAUUACUGAUGGGAAACGUCAAUAACAACGAACGGGCUAAGGCUCAAUCCGCCUCGGAUGCCAUUUCUGAUACCUUGAAUCCUAACUAUUGUGCUCUCGAGUUGAGCUCCACUGGAAAUAACGAUGAAGAAGGAAUUGAUAACGAUCCAUCCCCUAUCGACGGCGAGGAUGGACCACUUCUCCUGGCACUGGGUCCCAAGAAGACCCCUACAAAAGCAUUCAGCGCUGUUCCUGACACACUGCAUCCCAGGAAUGUCACCUUGGAAUUGAAGCCUGCAUUGGUCGACAAUGAAGUAGAUGUCGAUGAGUCAUCUGUCGAGAUUGGCAGUGACGGGCCACUUCUAUUCGCACUCUUAUUAAAUAAUCAGAACAACAACAAUAACCCUAAUCAUCCAGCUAACAACGCAAAUGAUCCAGUUUCGGAUACUUUGGAUCCCAAGAGUGUCACCUUGGAAUUGAAGCCUGCAUUGGUCGACAAUGAAGUAGAUAUCGAUGAGCCAUCUGCCGAGAUUGGUAGUGAUGGACCACUUCUAUUCGCACUCAUGUUACAUAAUCAAAACAACAACAACGUAGUCCCAAAUAAACCACCUAACAACAACAACAACAACGAAAAUAAUCCAGCUUCGGAUACUUUGGAUCCCAGAGGCUUUACUCUUGAGUUAAAAACUCCUGUGGACACCCCUCAAGACAUUAGUGCGAACGAUACUGAUCAAUUCAUCAGCGAGGGUGAUGGUCCCCUCCUUUUAACGAUGCUGCUUGCAAAUCAGAACCAGAACAAUGGCAACGCGGUUAACAAAGCUGCGGAGAAAGCGAUUGCCGAUACCUUGGAUCCCAGUGAUACUAUCACCGAAGCUAUCUCAGACGUUUUGGAAAUGAAGACUCGACUGCUUGAGUUGAAAUCUGAUACUAUCACCGAGGCUAUCCCAGACGUUUUGGAGAUGAAGACUCAACUGCUCGAGUUACACUCGCCUGGAAAUUACGACGCUAAUAGCAUCCCCGUCAUUCUGAAGGCGAACUCUCAAGCUCAAAAGGCUCAGAUACUAGCAAUGAUUCAACGUCGUUCAAUUUCAGUAUCCAUAGCUUCAAAUGAUACUAAAGGGAAUUACGCAAACCUAACACUUGACAGAGCGCAAGUCAGCGCUGCCAAUUUGCAAUCCGCGUCCAGCGUUGCUCUUAACGAGGCCCAAAAUGGUAAAUUGAGCGACGAGCAACUGCAGUUUUGGAGAGAAAAUGGAUAUCUCGUCAUUCCAGACAUACUAUCAGACAGCCAAAAAAACCACUUGCUUAAGACUGUGCAUGAAGCGGCACAAGUACUUGCUGGCGGUGGCGAGAGGGUACAAAAACAUUCCUAUCUCCCGGGACAGGAAUCCUACGUGAGUCCUGUGGGCCGAGCGAUCGCCACAUUGAGUGAACAUGGCUUCAAUCCCAACGUCGAACCCCUAAAACGUAUUCAGCGUAUCGGCUGCGGUAUCCACCGCGUCAUGCCCCCCUUCCGAAAAGCCAUCCUCAGUCCCUUCCACUCCACACUCGCCAAGUCCCUCGGCUACAAAGAGCCACGUAUAUACCAAAGUCUGAUCAUCGUGAAAGCCGCCGAGGUCGGCGCUCGCGUGGUUGCUCACCAAGAUGGCUGUUCGGGAUUCACAAAUCCAUCGAGUUGUACGACUUUCUGGUAUGCGCUUGAGGAUUGCUCGACAGAGAAUGGAUGUUUGGCGGUCGCGCCGGGUAGUCAUCGUGUACAACCCAUCACGAGACGUUGCAUAAAAAACGCAACUGGACAGCCGGUAUUUACUGAUUUGGAAGAGCCGAUUUAUGCGAACAUUGAGGGGGUGGAUGAUUCGACUCUGCCAAAGAAGAAUGAGAAGGGAGAGUUUGAAUAUAAGAAGUUGGAGGUGAAAGCAGGAACUUUGAUAUUGAUGCAUGGUAAUUUGAUGCAUAGAAGUGAAGCGAAUAAAAGUAGUAAGAGUCGUGUUGCGUUUAACUUUGGGGUUGUGGAGGGUGAACACGGGUGGCUAGAAGAUAAUUAUCUUCAGCCUUAUGAAGGAACAACGGAGUUUGAGAAAUUGUAAAGCAGUUGCAUGAAUUCAAUCUUAUGUUUUGUCCUUUGUAUGAAAGCUGAUAGCA